AUGGCCCCCGAACAUAGCAAAAACAUUGAUCGCAACGCAGCCUCUACGACGCCGCAUUACACUAUGAAGACCUCUACGAGACCGCAGAUGGGCUCGGCUCAUUCCUCGCACUCUCUACACCACCCUCGCCUCUCGCAGUCUGGCUCUCAAUCACUACGACCCGGCAAUAAAACCACAACACCUAUGACCUCUCCUCGGAUGGCCCAUUCUGUUGGCCAGCCGUUUCCUCCUCCAACGAGCAAAAUGUCGCCAGUCGUAACAAGUGAGGUUCGGCCUCCUUCGAGUCCCAAUUAUUUCGGCUUGGCUGUCGAACCGACCGAGGAGCGUGAUUCUGCGCAGGCACCUCAUAACAACUGGAGUCCGCCGACGUCCUCGGUGAAGUCGUUCGGCGCUGCGAUUCCCAUGCAGAUGCCCUUGGAUGCUAAUCCCGAGUUUGAGGCCUUCAGACGGCAGGCCGACGCCAAUCGGGGCAUGAGUUUCCAGCUGGGUUCUUCGCAUUUUGCGAUGCAACCACCACCUUCGAUCUCUAGACCACCACCGGCCCGCCGUUCAACCAACCAGAGUAGCAAUCCAUUCGAUGCCGCCAUGGCCAGACCAGUCUUGAAUAAAGCAGCCAGCAGUCGAAUGGACAUUGAUACGGACAGUCUUCACGACUCGGCAUACGUUUCAGCCGACUCGAAAAGAAAUUCCGAGGGCUCAUUGAAUCCCCCAUCAUUUUUCGACAUGCCGCAACAUGAAUCCCCACUGCAGACUGAUUCUCCUUUCCAACCCGUUCGGAGAUCUAACCUUUCCAAUGUAGAGGCGGUGCACCCGCAGCUUUCAAUGCCCGCGAAUAGGACACAUUCGCCUCUGAGCAGCACAAAGUCUCGUGCCGAAACCAUGCCAGCGACCCUCGAAGGAGGCCCAGGCUUGAUUACGCCAGCACAGCUCGAAGUAAUCCUUACGACCAAGUCCGAGGAUGAGUACCUACUCUUGGAUGUGCGGGUUUCCACCCAUUAUGCACUGUCUAGAAUCAAGAAUGCGCUCAAUCUAUGCAUUCCCACUACACUCUUGAAAAGGGCCACCUUUGACUUGCAAAAGCUUCAAAAGACUUUGCAAUCUGAGGAAGAUCAGAACAGGUUGGCUCAGUGGCAAGAUGCAAAGUAUCUUAUCAUCUAUGAUAGUUCAUCUGCAGAGAAGCGUGACGCCCACUCUGCCAUGAACAUGUUCAAGAAAUUCUCCAAUGAGGGCUAUGAUGGAAAUUCAUACUUGCUCAAGGGUGGUUUUGAUGCCUUCUCUGCCUCGUUCCCUUCAUUGGUAGACCGACGAACACCAGCUGAGCGGGCAGGUGUUACUGCAGGUGGUAGUGAUGGACGCCCUUCGUUCGCUCCCGUUAUUGGAGGUGUCAUGCUUCCAACAGGAUCAGAUAACCCUAACCCAUUCUUUGGCAAUAUUCGUCAGAACAUGGAUCUUGCAGACGGAGUCGGCCAGAUGGACAUUGCGGUUCCAUCCAAUCUGGAUCAUGAGACACUGCCUGGCUGGCUCCAGAAGGCAACCACAAAGCAAGACCAUGGACACGCUGUUUCCAAGAAAUUUCUGGCCAUUGAGCGCAGCGAGCAAAGCCGGAUGAAAGAAGCAUACACGUCCUUUAAUUCCACGACAGCGCAAAACCCGAACUCUCAAAAGGUGCAGUUAUCGGGUAUCGAGAAGGGCGGCAAGAAUCGAUACAAAGACAUCUUACCUUUUGAGCAUGCUAGGGUUCGGCUAUCGCACAAGUCUGAAGGGGACUGUGAUUACAUCAAUGCUAGCCAUAUCCGAGCUUCCAGGAGCAAUAAGCGCUAUAUCGCCUCACAGGGACCAUUGCCAACCACAUACAAUGAUUUCUGGUCCGUCAUUUGGGACCAGGACGCCCGUGUCAUUGUCAUGUUGACAGCCGAGUCGGAAGGAGGAACUUUGAAGUGUCACCCAUAUUGGAAUGGCCAUGAAUUCGGUGCAAUAAAAUUAAAACCGCUAUCAGAGAAGAAGAUCUCGUUAGACAUUGACAAACAUCGCACAGACUCGAAUGCGUCAACUGGCUCCCCUGAACGCAGUCGCCGUCGCGCGAACACCACCACGACUGUGGAGUCCGCGGCCACCAAUGCUUCAGCCGCAAAGACCUCGACGUCAUCCGAAACGCCAUAUGUCAUCAUUCGCAAGUUUGCCAUGUCUCAUGCGGGUCACCCAUUCGCCCCAAUUCGAGAGAUUACUCAGCUUCAUUAUCCCUCGUGGCCGGACUUUGGGGCACCAGCACAGCCAUCACACCUCCUGGCGUUGGUCGAACUCGCCAACGUUAUGCAGCGAUCAGCUUUGCCGAUUGAUGCUAAUGCCAUCGCGGCCUCUGCGCUCUCUGACAAGGCAGCUCAACUCAACUGGUACGACGAACCAGAGCACCAAACUCAAGCCAGACCCAUGGUAGUCCACUGCUCUGCUGGGUGUGGCCGUACUGGAACUUUCUGCACUGUUGACAGUGUAAUUGACAUGCUCAAGCGGCAGAGAAUGGCCGCUUUGACAUCGGGCAAAAGAGAUAUCGAUGGCGAUAUAGACAUGCAUGAGCCUGUCUCUCCAUCGUCCAAGGCAAGGAAUGUCCCGAGCGGUGGCAGUCGGCGUGGAGUCUUCAAAAUCGGUCUCGACAGAAUGCCAAGCAAUUCCAGCGUAGAAAUUGACUGGCUACGAGAUGACUCCCUCGAUCUUAUCGAGCAAACCGUCGAGGACUUCAGAGGCCAACGACUGAGCAUGGUGCAGAGCCUCAGGCAGUUUGUCCUGUGCUACGAGACGGUCUUGGAAUGGAUCUGGCGUCUACAAGAACGUAGUAACCCUGCAAUGACGACCAGGGCCAGGGCGAGAAGCGGGAGCCUCGAACAGCCGAUGAGGAAAUGA
Molecule: messenger RNA, 2895 nt
Organism: Pestalotiopsis fici W106-1
Lineage: Eukaryota; Fungi; Ascomycota; Sordariomycetes; Amphisphaeriales; Sporocadaceae
Exons: 2
Coding region: 1-2895 (964 amino acids)
Biological process (GO): protein dephosphorylation
Molecular function (GO): protein tyrosine phosphatase activity
Source: RefSeq, a predicted model, not a curated record